This is a messenger RNA of Acanthisitta chloris (rifleman), 2397 nucleotides long. RefSeq names its product protein phosphatase 6, regulatory subunit 2 (gene PPP6R2). Lineage: Eukaryota; Metazoa; Chordata; Aves; Passeriformes; Acanthisittidae. Gene Ontology annotation, molecular function: protein phosphatase binding; protein phosphatase regulator activity. The record is from RefSeq and is a predicted model, not a curated record. The annotation marks the transcript as partial. The transcript is spliced from 19 exons. Gene Ontology annotation, cellular component: cytosol; nucleus.
AGGAUUGGAAGCCUGGGAGGGAAUUCAUACUGGAUGGAAACCAUUUCCUGAACUGGGGAGAGUCCAGGAACAGUGACCCAAAUGUUUCUCUGUCCGUGGAGAAGAUUUCACAUUUGAAGUAACUUCUACUGAAGCUAGUUGUGUCCCAUCACCAUGUUCUGGAAGUUUGAUUUGAACACAACAUCACACGUGGACAAGCUGCUGGACAAGGAGGAUGUGACACUUCACGAGCUGAUGGACGAAGAUGACAUCCUCCAGGAGUGCAAGGCGCAGAACAGGAAGCUGCUGGACUUCCUGUGCCAGCAGCGCUGCAUGGAGGAACUGGUCACCCUCAUCACCCAUGAGCCCCCCGUGGACAUGGAUGAGAAGGUUCGCUUCAAGUACCCCAACACGGCCUGUGAGCUGCUCACCUCGGACGUGCCCCAGAUCAACGACAAGCUUGGGGGGGAUGAGACUCUGCUCAACAUCCUCUAUGACUUCCUGGAUCAUGAGCCUCCCCUGAACCCUCUGCUUGCCAGUUUCUUCAGCAAGACCAUAGGCAACCUCAUUGCACGGAAAACAGAACAGGUGAUCACAUUUCUAAGGAAAAAGGAGAAAUUCAUCAGCCUGGUGCUAAAGCACAUAGACACCUCUGCCAUGAUGGACCUGCUGCUGCGCCUCAUCAGCUGCGUGGAGCCGGCGGCGCUGCGGCACGACGUGCUCAACUGGCUUAAUGAAGCAAAGAUCAUCCAGAGGCUGGUGGAGCUGAUCCAUUCGAGCCAGGAUGAGGAUAGGCAGUCCAACGCUUCCCAGACCUUGUGUGACAUCAUCAGGCUGAGCAGAGACCAGAGUACUCAGCUGCAGGACAUGCCAGAGCCAGACCCACUUCUCACAGCACUGGAAUCGCAGGAAUGUGUGGAGCAGCUCCUGAAGAACAUGUUUGAUGGUGAACAGACAGAGAAUUGCAUCGUGAACGGCACACAAGUUCUCCUGACCCUGCUGGAGACGCGGCGCUCCGGGGUGGAAGGGCUGAUGGACUCGUACACUCAGGGAUUCGAAAGGUCUUAUACUGUCAACAGCAGCAUCUUACACGGCAUCGAACCGCGGCUCAAGGACUUCCACCAGCUGCUGCUCUGCCCCCCCAAGAAAUCAGCAAUCCUGACCACGAUUGGGGUGCUGGAGGAGCCGCUGGGCAACGCGCGGCUCCAUGGCUCCCGGCUCAUCGCUGCUCUGCUCCACACCAACACUCCCAGCAUCAACCAGGAACUAUGCAGGCUCAGCACCAUGGACUUGUUACUUGACUUAUUUUUUAAAUACACAUGGAAUAACUUUUUGCAUUUUCAAGUGGAACUGUCCAUAGCAGCUAUUCUGUCCCACUCUGUGCACGAGGGAAAGGCUCCCACGGCCGAGCCUGAGAGCAAGGAGGAGGUGCUGAAUGGGAACGCGGCCCCGGAGAGCUUGGAGCCAGCACAGCCCCCCGAGAACCUCAUGGUCACACAUCUGUUCCAGAAGUGCUGCCUGGUGCAGAGGAUAUUGGAUGCCUGGGAAGCCAAUGACAAAAUCCAGGCAGAAGGAGGCAUGAGGAGAGGCAACAUGGGCCACCUGACCCGGAUAGCCAACGCCGUGGUGCACAACAUGGAGAAGGGUCCCAUGCAGACCCAGAUCAGUGACUUCAUCAAAGAGCUGCCUGAGGACUGCAGGGGGAGGUGGGAGAGCUUCGUGGAAGAGACGCUGAUGGAGACGAACCGGAGGAACACAGUGGAUUUGGUGAGCACUCACCACCUGCACUCCUCCAGCGAGGACGAGGACAUCGAGAGCGCCUUUCCCAACGAGCUUUCCCUCCAACAGGCCUUCUCAGAGUACCAGAUCCAGCAGAUGACAGCAAACUUUGUGGAUCAGUUCGGCUUCAACGAUGAGGAGUUUGCAGACCAGGAUGACAACAUCAAUGCUCCUUUCGACAGGAUCGCAGAGAUCAACUUCAACAUUGACGCGGACGACGACAGUCCCAACGCCUCCCUGUUCGAGGCCUGCUGCAACGAGCGCAUCCAGCAGUUCGAUGACAACGAGGAGGAGGAGGACAUCUGGGAGGAGAAGGAGAUCACCUAUGCAACACAAGUCAAGUCAAGGACACGAUUUGGAGCCUCCCAGACCUCAGAGAGCUCAUCCAAGAGUGACCUGGAGAACGGAGACCACGAUGGCAGUGUGGACUCGGAGGAGGAGACAGAGCAGCAGCCUCCUCCUCCCUCGGCCAACAGCAAGAGCAGCACUGUGGAGCAGAAGGACUCUGACACCUCUGAAGGGUGCCUGGACACUGCUGGGGUGCCGCUGACCGUGGUGGACACGCGGGUGCUGUGCUGCACUCUGGCCGUGGUGGACACGCGGGUGCUGUGCUGCACUCUGGCCGUGGUGGACACGCGG